Ricinus communis (castor bean) is the source of this 892-nucleotide messenger RNA. Its product is annotated as glutaredoxin-C1-like. NCBI's taxonomy places the organism in Eukaryota, Viridiplantae, Streptophyta, Magnoliopsida, Malpighiales, Euphorbiaceae. Bases 157 to 543 code for a protein of 128 amino acids. The transcript has a single exon. The record is from RefSeq and is a predicted model, not a curated record.
UUACUAUAUUUCUUAAUAGCCCAGCCUCAUACCACCCUUCUAUAAAUACCGCCACUUCUCUAAUAAUCCUUUCCUACCAAAACAUUAACUUUCAUCACGAACAGCAUCAACUUCACAUUUCUUGGCAUUCAGCCCUUUUUUAAAACAGUUUUAAGGAUGUAUCAAACGCAGUCAUCAUGGGGGUCAUAUAUGCCUGCUGCUGCACCGCCAAGAAACAUGGACGGUGACUCGCUGGAAAGAAUAGAGAGGCUAGCAUCAGAGAAUGCAGUGGUGAUAUUUAGCAUAAGUACAUGCUGCAUGUGCCAUGCUAUAAAGAGGUUAUUUUGUGGAAUGGGAGUCAACCCGACUGUGCAUGAGCUUGACGAAGACCCCAGAGGGAAAGAAAUGGAAAAGGCUCUCAUGAGGCUUCUCGGUACUUCUUCUCCUGUUCCUGUUGUUUUUAUUGGCGGUAAACUUGUUGGUGCUAUGGAUAGAGUUAUGGCUUCUCAUAUUAAUGGCUCUCUUGUUCCUCUUCUCAAAGAGGCCGGUGCUCUUUGGCUCUGAUAUAUCGUCACUCUACCUAUUAUAUAUUACUCCUGUUUCUUUCAUCUUGAAAUGAUAGAGGCAAAAACUUCUUCAAAAAAAAGGAAAGAAGAAAGACUUUAUAUAGCAAAAGAAAGCUGCAGAGGAAGAGGAGUGGGCGUUUUUGUGAGUCUACGGAGAUCUCCUCCAUUUUGAAUACAAUUACUAAUGACUGAUGUUUUAAUCUUUUUCUGUUUCUUGUUGGGUUUUUUUUCUUUUAUUUUCUUCUGGGACCUAUUUUUCCAAAUAUGGGUCUUUUGGUUUGCAUUGUGUAAUUGCUCCCUCCUCUGUAUAGAAAGAAAGAAGAAAAAAUAUCUACGUAUUUAAAACU